AUGGAGCAUGACGACAUCUUCAGAGUGGAUGUUGUCCGGCGUGCGACGACGACGGACAGCUUCAGAAUCCCCGUUUUGAAGACGUCGUUGUUCGACGCGUCCAUCGACACCUUCAUGAUCCCAUCGUUUGCUUCUUCGCCCGUAUAUGACAUGUCGACCGGAAUCUAUUAUGCGACUGGUGCCACUGCGGUGAUCCCGACACCUGCCUACGAACUCAUACCUCAUCGAGUCUUCGUCGGCGGCUUUCCGGCCAGUUCGCCCGAAAAAUUGGAAUUUAAAGGUCGCAAAUUGAAUCUUGGGCCGGCUCUUAGACGCAUGUCACAGCGUUACUCAACUGAUUAUGCAAUUGCUACUCCAACAGGACUGGUACAGUCACCCACAUAUGGUUAUACUUAUUCUUUUCCUCCGCAGCCACCAUUCGUUAUGGUCAACACUCCACAGGUAACCCCGACUGUCGUAGCGCACCCACGCAGUUCGCCUACAAACAUUUACAAUUCGCACAUGGCUUCAGUCCCCUCGGCACCAUACUUUUCCACACCAGAUGGCCAUGGAGUUCCAUAUCAGCAGACAUUCUACUACAACAACACCCCCAUGGCAGCCGCAGGCGAUGCCGCAAAUAUGCAAAUGAUGUACGGUAAUGGAGCCCCGCCAGCCGCUACACCGCUGUACGGUGGAGCCGAAUACACGCCUCCACCAACUCAACAGCCACCACACGAUUCGCCGCCAAUCGCUCAGGGACUCUUUACCCCAUCACCUCAUCAUGGAGGCACUCCACAGGUGGUGUAUGAGGCCUACGUGUACACACCCGGUUCACCUGUUCCCCAGGCGAUGAUUUAUCCUGUCGCUGCGCCGGCCAACACCAAUGCUGAGCAGCCUGCUAACGGUGCUGCAAACGGAACAGCCACUUCUCCGGAUGGCUCUCCCACUCGCAGCCAGGCAUCUGCGCCAAAUGCUGAAGUGGUGGUACCGGUGGCGGCAAAGCUGCCUGCAACACCACCUGCUACUGCUGCCAGUUCGUCGGUGUCGGUGGUCACCGCGCCAGUGCCCGUACAACAGCCACAACCUUGUAUCCAGUAUCCGGUGUACCUGCAGCCGCAAGCGCCACCUACUCCUACAUUCUACUACAACAACACCCCCAUGGCAGCCGCAGGCGAUGCCGCAAAUAUGCAAAUGAUGUACGGUAAUGGAGCCCCGCCGGCAACGCUACACCGCUGUACGUGCGAGGCGAAUAGCGGGCCGCAACAAGCGUCAGAGAGCCACACUACGAUGCGCCGCAAUCGCAUCAGGAUUUUGGGGCGGGUGCCUACAUGGGAGGCCACUCCACAGGGAGGGCGUUUUGUGCGCGCAGCUCCGCGUGCUGUCAUGUCCUUAAAUGGUCAAUUCCAGUCAAUGCGUGUAUCCAACGAUCAUCCGAAGAAUUCACCGAGUGAAGCCCUCCGUGCGCAGGCGACACCGCCUGAGUCGCCGCAGUUUUAA
Molecule: messenger RNA, 1476 nt
Organism: Ostertagia ostertagi
Lineage: Eukaryota; Metazoa; Nematoda; Chromadorea; Rhabditida; Trichostrongylidae
Source: the annotation of a GenBank genome assembly